Messenger RNA from Pangasianodon hypophthalmus (striped catfish), 1918 nucleotides. RefSeq names its product phosphoglycerate kinase 1 (gene pgk1). Gene Ontology annotation, cellular component: cytosol. The coding region runs from base 96 to 1349 and encodes 417 amino acids. NCBI's taxonomy places the organism in Eukaryota, Metazoa, Chordata, Actinopteri, Siluriformes, Pangasiidae. The record is from RefSeq and is a predicted model, not a curated record. Gene Ontology annotation, molecular function: ADP binding; phosphoglycerate kinase activity; ATP binding. The transcript has 11 exons. Gene Ontology annotation, biological process: glycolytic process; gluconeogenesis.
GCUAAGGUCACUCUCAUUCGGGAAGGAACAGCUCUCAGCACACAGGAGCCCACGGCAUACCAGAGAGUAACGACUGAAAAGAGUAGCUUUCCAAGAUGUCUCUGUCAAACAAGCUCACCCUGGACAAAGUGGAUGUCAAAGGAAAGCGUGUAGUUAUGAGGGUCGAUUUCAACGUGCCCAUGAAGGACAAGGCCAUCACAAACAACCAGAGGAUCAAGGCUGCACUUCCAUCCAUCCAGCACUGUUUAAACAAUGGAGCCAAAUCAGUGGUGCUGAUGAGCCACUUGGGCCGGCCCGAUGGCAUCCCCAUGCCUGACAAGUACUCUCUGGAGCCUGUGGCCGCAGAGCUCAAGAACCUGCUGGGAAAAGAUGUUACGUUCCUGAAAGACUGCGUUGGUGCCGAAGUGGAGAGCGUCUGCGCUGAUCCUCCUGCAGGUUCCGUCAUCCUUCUGGAGAACCUGCGCUUCCACGUGGCUGAAGAGGGCAAGGGCAAAGAUGCCGCAGGAAACAAGACCAAAGCAUCCCAGGAGGAGAUUAACACUUUCAGGGCCUCCCUGUCCAAGCUGGGUGACGUCUACAUUAACGAUGCCUUCGGAACGGCACACAGAGCCCACAGCUCUAUGGUUGGUGUAGAUCUUCCUCAGAAAGCUGCAGGCUUCUUGAUGAAGAAGGAGCUGGACUACUUUGCUAUGGCCUUGGAGAAGCCACAGAGACCAUUCCUGGCCAUCCUUGGGGGGGCCAAAGUCAAAGAUAAGAUUCAGCUGAUCAACAACAUGCUGGACAAGGUGGACGAGAUGAUCAUUGGGGGCGGCAUGGCUUUCACCUUCCUCAAGGUGCUCAAGAACAUGGAGAUUGGCAAUUCCCUGUUUGAUGAUGAAGGAUCCAAAAUCGUCAAGGACCUGAUGGCCAAAGCCGAGAAGAAUGGAGUCAAGAUCACCCUUCCUGUCGACUUUGUCACUGCAGACAAGUUUGAUGAGAAGGCCACAUCAGGAACAGCUACAGUGGCUGAUGGCAUUCCAGCAGGAUGGAUGGGUCUGGACAGUGGGCCUGAGAGCUCCAAGCUUUUUGCUGAAGCUGUAAGCAGAGCUAAGCAGAUUGUAUGGAACGGACCCGUUGGCGUAUUUGAGUGGGAUAACUUCGCCAAGGGAACCAAGAACCUGAUGGACAAAGUUGUGGAGGUGACCAAAAGUGGUUGCAUCACCAUCAUUGGUGGCGGAGACACGGCGACCUGCUGCGCCAAGUGGGACACGGAGGACAAAGUGAGCCAUGUGAGUACAGGAGGUGGAGCAAGUCUGGAACUUCUGGAGGGAAAAGUGCUGCCUGGUGUAGAUGCUCUCAGCAGUGUUUAAACAUCUGGCAACCCGUUCGCUGGGGCUGUGAACGUCUCCCCUGAAGAGGCUCUUGUUACACACUCAUUCACUGCUAUUAGUAUACAGAGGCACGGAUGACGAAUGUCCCAUCUCUACUCAACAAACAGUAAACCCUGCUUUAGUAACUGCUGUUUUUUUUUUUUAUCUGCUCCUGUUUACUCCAUUGCUCACGCAAAGCUCGAGCUACACAGUUAGCACACUGUGCCCUUCUGAUCGGUUUUCCAUUAAGGAAAGCGUCAUGCCCCAGCUUACAUGUUAACCUGAUCCUAAAAGUACUGAGUAUUUGUCUCACUUGCUGAAGUGUUAGUGUUUUUGUGUCAUCUUUAUAUAACCAGUAACUGAAUUCAGUAUAUAAAGAUGAAAAUGUGGUGUGCAAUGUAACCAUAGAGCUCUUAUUUGGCGCCCCUUAACUGAUGGUUAAUACUGUAUGUGAAACUGUAGACACUUUAUGUUGCACUUCUCAUCAUGGUCCUUUGGCUUGUAAAAUAAAUAUGCAUACGAGGACAUGCAGUCUUCAAUGGACUAUAAAUAAAAGUUCAAAAAAUGUU